AAGCGGCGGCUGCGGAGGAGAGGCGGCGGCUGCCCCAUGGAGUGUUACUACAUUGUCAUCAGCUCCACGCAUCUCAGCAACGGACACUUUCGCAACAUCAAGGGAGUUUUCCGGGGCCCUCUCAGCAAGAACGGGAACAAAACUCUGGACUAUGCUGAGAAAGAGAACACUAUUGCCAAGGCUCUGGAGGAUCUCAAGGCAAACUUUUACUGUGAGCUCUGUGACAAGCAGUAUUAUAAGCACCAGGAGUUUGACAAUCACAUUAAUUCCUAUGACCACGCUCACAAGCAGAGGCUCAAAGAACUGAAACAGAGAGAAUUUGCUCGAAAUGUAGCAUCUAAAUCCAGGAAGGAUGAAAGAAAACAGGAAAAGGCACUCCAACGUCUUCACAAGCUGGCUGAGCUAAGAAAGGAAACUGUGUGUGCUCCUGGAAGUGGCCCCAUGUUCAAGUCAACAACUGUCACUGUGAGAGAAAAUCUCCAUGAAGUUUCCCAAAAGGAGGCUGGAGAUUCAGCUGAUAAUCAGCAAGAACUAACUCCUAGGGAAGAGAAGGGGAAAGAUGCCACUACAGCUUCUGCCGAAAUGGAAAGUGCAGGUAACUGCACAGCCAGUAAUUGCCAGCUUGGGGAUCAAGCCCAGGGCACCCAUAGACAUAGAGUUGGUUUUUCCUUUGCAUUUCCAAAGAAAGCCUCUGUGAAACUGGAGUCUUCAGCUGCCGCCUUCUCUGAAUGCAGUGAUGAGUCCUCUGCGGAGAAAGAAUCUGGCAGGAAAACUAGAUUUGUUCCCAGCACUUGUCACAUGCAACUAUCAUCACCAACACGUGAGCUUCUCGGCUCUGAAGAGAAAGCUAACUCUUCUUACCCACCAGAGGCCAUGUGUACUGACCAAACAACUCCUCAAGUUGAAGAGAUGAAAGAAACCUUUAAUGAAAAAAUUACACCAUUGACUUCCUUUUGCCAACUUCAACUCCCUGUAUGUUCUGAUACAGAUACCUGUCAAAAUUCAGCACCAUUUGAAGAUCAAAGAUCAAUGGUAGAUGUUAUUGUUAAUGAAGACAUACUUGUGAGUCAAAACAGCCCUGACUUCAUAGAAAAAAAUCCCACUGUGCCUAAUGACUGCACACCAGCACAAACUACCACAGAGAAAAACACUAAGAUUAAUGAUGUGUCCAAAAUGGAAACUGGAGAUAAAAUUGAUCAUGAAUCAUUGAUACCUUCAAAUGCUGCAGAGGAAAACAUAACAUUACAAAAAGGACCAGAUUUAUGUAAAAGACAACGUGACCCAUUUGUACCUGUACUUAACAAACUUGGAUCUUCAGUGCUUCAGUGGCCAUCAGAAAUGCUUAUUUAUACAACUACAGAGCCAUCAAUAUCUUAUAGCUGUAAUCCACUCUGUUUUGACUUCAAGUCCACUAAAUUAAACAACAAUCAACAUAAAAAUAAGCUGACCUUAAAUGACCUUAAUUUUCAACAGAAGGAAGACUUUAGCAAGACACCAGAUGCUGAUUGCAGUGAUGCACCAACUGCAGGAGUCACAAAUGGUGAAAUUAGCAGUAAUAAAAAUGAUCACACUAAAGUUGCUGCUCUUCAGGCUGUCCACAUUCUGUCUAAUUAUGAUUUAGAACAAAAUGAGAACGUGGAUCAGAAGUAUAAAGACAUUUCCUGUAUGAACAGAAAAGCAAACAAAUACAAUUUUACUAGAAAUCAAAUUAAACGGGAUACGCUAAAUGAGAAAUAUAACAAAAGCAGGUUGAAGGAGAUUCAUGAACACUGGUUCCAUAAAAGUAGAAGGAAGAAGAAAAGGAGAAAGCUAUGUCACCAUCACCAUGGGGAGACAACCAAAGAACCUGAAGGUCCCUGCAAAGUGGGAAUAGAUGGCCAGUGCACUGAUGAGUCAAGAAAAGGUUCACAGGAACCAGUUCCUGAGAGCCAGCAAGGGAGUCCAGAGCAACAGGCAGACUUGCAUCAGCUACCUGACGAAAAAGCCAACGCAGAAUCUAUAAAUGUAAACAAAAAUGGAGAAAUGAAUGAAUCCAACAAUGAUGUUAUCAGUUCUCAAAACCAUGAAGGAAGAAACACAAUACUUGUAAAUGGACAAACAAAUCCACCAAUGAUACAUUCUGGGAAACAAAAUCUGACAUAUUCCAGAACUUACUGUAUUUGGAAAGUCAGGACGUCGAACUGUCAAGGGGAUGACAGGGGCUUAGUUCCUCAAAGCGAUGUGAAAGGCCCCAGUCAGAAUCAGCCUGUUAAAAGAGGUUACAAUUCUCUCUUGAAUGAAGCAGAAAGAUAUCAUCGGAAACGCAGACAACACUCAUGUUCUUAUUCAUCUGAUGAAAACCAUCAGAAUCAUUUAGCAGAAGAAUAUUUGGGUCCACCAAGUGCUUCAGCCACUCCCUGUCAGCCGAAGAAGAAACGAAGGAGAAAAAGAAGUCGAUUCCACAUUGGAGGCAGAACUGUGAAAAUCAAAGACAAUUCAGAUUAUUCCAUGAAAAGAAGUUCUUCUUUGAGUCCCUCAGAUGGCUUAGUAAAGGAGGACAAAAAUGACAAAAUAAAACCACAAGAAAACAUAAGUCUGGGGACGAGCUCAGAGCAAACAGAGCACAAAGCGAUGCUACAUCCUUGCAGUCCACUGCCUUCUGAAACCAGUGGCAAAAGUGAGCAUUCGGCAAUGGAGCCUACUCCAUCGGACUUAUCACAGGCUCCAGAUGAUCUCCCUACAUCUGCGCAUGUAGCGAGGGCUGAAUCAAAUGACUCAAGUGACAGUACCUUGCUUGAACACAAUCAAAGAAGCCAGACUACAGUCAGCAAUGAAAAGCAAAUUCCUUUCAAGGUGCCUAAUACUGAAAGGAAAUUUAGAAACUCACAGACUAAAUCAUAUGUUUGCCGUUAUGAACUGGCCGAGACCAUUCCACAGGGAAAGACGAAUGAGACAUCGACAGAGUGGCUCUGUUACAACUCUGGAAUCCUUAGCACGCAGCCACCAUUACCAUUCAAGGAAGCCCAUGUCAGUGGUCACGCCUUUGUAACCACAGAGCAAAUCUUGGCUCCAUUAGCUUUACCAGAGCAAGCAUUGUUGAUUCCAAUAGAGAACCAUGACAAGUUAAAACAUCUGCCGUGCGAGGUCUACCAGCACAUUAUUCAGCCAAACAUGCUAGCCAACAAGGUCAAAUUUACCUUUCCUCCCACUCCCCUUCCCCCUCCAGGCACUCCGGUGCAGCCUUUGCCUUUACAGCGGCCCUUCUGUUCUACCUCUGUUACUACUAUCCAUCACACUGUUUUGCAGCAUCAUGCUGCAGCCGCUGCAGCUGCCGCCGCAGCCGCAGCUGCAGGAACCUUCAAAGUGCUUCAGCCACAUCAGCAGUUUCUCCCCCAAGUCCCAGCUCUCACCAGGGCAUCUAUACCUCAGAUCUCGGUAGGAACUGUAGGACCUAGGCUUUGUCCCGGCAGCCAGCCAGCUCUGGUUGCUUCUCCUCAGAUGCCAAUCAUCCCUGCUUCAGUUCUUCACCCCAGCCACUUGGCGUUUCCACCAUUACCCCAUGCUCUUUUCCCUUCGCUGCUUUCACCCCAUCCAACAGUCAUUCCUCUGCAGCCCCUCUUCUAGUCACCACCAUAAAGAAAAAAGAAUAUAUACGUAAUAUAUAAAUAUAUAUAUGAGUAGGUAUCUAUCUACAUGCAUAAUUGGCUAUUUAACUGGCAAAAUAAAAUGGCCAAAGUUGGCCUUAUUGAUUUCAAAUCAUUUACUAUAAGUGUAAUGAUGCUAAUAAAUUAAUAAAGUUGCUGAUAUAUAAUAUUAUUAAAGCACUGAAUAGUUUGAGAAUCCAUACAAUAUAUGCUGUAUAUUAAAAUGAUGUCUUAAAAGUAUGCAUAAUGUACAUAAAAUAUAUUUAUAGUACUGUAAUUUAUGUUGUAAAGUAUGCUCCUUGUUUUUCUAAUCUUUGUGUAUUUGCACCUAUUUGACGUUUAGACAAAGCUGAUGGCCCUAUUUGUUUUGUAUCAUGUUCCUUGAAUCUGUAAAUUCAGUGAAAUAUAUCUCUUGCAAUAAAU
Myodes glareolus (Bank vole) is the source of this 4046-nucleotide messenger RNA. It is a transcript of the gene Znf804a, whose product is annotated as zinc finger protein 804A. Gene Ontology annotation, cellular component: nucleus. NCBI's taxonomy places the organism in Eukaryota, Metazoa, Chordata, Mammalia, Rodentia, Cricetidae. The record is from RefSeq and is a predicted model, not a curated record.